AUGGCUUAUGUUGACCUUGCAGUUAACAAACAUAAGCCAUGGAUUGAAACAACCUAUCAUGGUAUAGUUACAGAAAAUGACAACACAGUACUCUUGGAUCCUCCCUUAAUAGCUCUGGACAAAGAUGCACCGCUGCGUUUUGCAGAGAGUUUUGAGGUGACAGUCACCAAAGAAGGUGAGAUUUGUGGAUUUAAAAUUCAUGGGCAAAAUGUCCCCUUUGAAGCAGUGGUAGUGGAUAAAUCCACUGGUGAGGGAAUAAUACGCUCUAAAGAAAAGCUUGACUGUGAACUGCAGAAGGACUACACGUUCACCAUACAGGCCUAUGACUGUGGAAAGGGACCAGAUGGAGCAAAUGCAAAAAAAUCCCACAAAGCAACGGUCCACAUUCAGGUGAAUGAUGUCAAUGAGUAUGCUCCUGUGUUCAAAGAGAAGUCCUACAAGGCCACAGUUAUUGAGGGGAAGAGGUAUGACAACAUCCUGAAAGUGGAAGCAGUGGAUGCAGAUUGUUCACCUCAGUUCAGCCAGAUCUGCAGCUAUGAAAUUGUUACUCCGGAUGUUCCUUUUGCUAUUGAUAAAGACGGUUAUAUAAAAAACACAGAGAAAUUAAACUAUGGGAAAGAGCAUCAGUAUAAACUGACAGUUACUGCAUAUGACUGUGGGAAGAAGAGAGCUGCUGAGGAUGUGUUGGUUAAAAUUAGCAUUAAGCCUACGUGUAAGCCUGGCUGGCAAGGUUGGAGCAAAAGAAUAGAAUAUGAGCCUGGAACUGGUUCUCUAGCUCUGUUCCCUGGUAUGCAUUUGGAGACCUGUGAUGAGCCAGUAACCUCCGUUCAAGCAACGGUUGAGCUGGAAACCAGCCAUAUUGGUAAAGGCUGUGACAGAGAUACCUACUCUGAGAAAUCCAUUCACAAACUCUGUGGUGCUUCUUCUGGAACAGCUGAGCUACUUCCUCCUCCAAGUAAUGCUGCUAACUGGACAAUAGGACUUCCUACAGAUAAUGGGCAUGACAGUGACCAGGUCUUUGAAUUUAAUGGAACACAAGCUGUGAAGAUUCCAGAUGGUGUUGUCACAGUCAAUCUGAAAGAGCCCUUCAUGAUUUCAGUAUGGAUGCGGCAUGGGCCUGGAACCAAAGAGAAAGAGACAAUCCUGUGCAAUUCAGACAAGACAGAUAUGAACCGGCACCACUAUGCUCUCUAUCUACACAACUGCCGACUUGUUUUCCUAUUUCGCCAAGAUCCUUCAGAGGGAAAAACAUAUAAACCUGCUGAAUUUCAUUGGAAACUAAACCAAGUGUGUGACAAGGAGUGGCAUCAUUAUGUCCUCAAUGUUGAAUUUCCAGCAGUAACACUUUAUGUAGAUGGUGUUUCAUAUGAUCCUUUCCCAGUGACUGAAGAUUACCCACUUCACCCUUCAAAGAUAGAAACCCAGCUAGUGGUUGGAGCAUGCUGGCAAGAAUAUACAGGAAAUGAAAAUGACAAUGAAACUGUGCCCGAGACCUCUGCAGGUGGCGAACUCCACAUGGCUCAGUUUUUUCGAGGCAAUCUGGCAGGCUUGAUGAUCCGUUCUGGUAAACUGGAAAACAAGAAGGUGAUAGACUGCCUAUAUACCUGCAAAGAGGGGCUGGAUUUACAGAGUGCUGAUGGUGUUGGCAAAGGCAUAAAGAUCCAUAUGAACCCUAGUCAGUCAACACUGACCUUAGAGGGGGAUGAUAUUGACAGAGUUGACAAGGCCAUGCAACGCGUUUCCUAUUUGAAUUCUCGCCAAUUCCCAACACCUGGGAUCCGGAGACUUAAAAUAACCAGCGUUGUCAAAUGUUUCAAUGAGGAGGCAUGCAUCUCCAUCCCUUCUGUGGAGGGGUACGUGAUGGUCUUGCAACCAGAGGAACCGAAAAUCAGUCUCAGUGGCAUCAACCACUUUGCCCGCUCUGCUUCCGAGUUUGAGAGCUCGGAGGGUGUUUCCCUCUUCCCGGAGCUUCGCAUAAUAAGUACCAUUACACGGGAGGUGGAGCCAGAAGGGGACGGAGAUGAGGAUCCUACAGUACAAGAGUCUUUGGUAUCUGAAGAGAUUAUGCAUAACUUGGAUACAUGUGAGGUGACAGUGCUAGGAGAGGAACUAAAUCAGGAACAAGAAAGCUUGGAGGUUGAUAUGACACGAUUACAGCAGAAGGGCAUUGAGAUGAGUAGCUCCAACCUUGGCAUGAUCAUCACAGGGGUUGAUACAAUGGCCAGCUAUGAGGAGGUUCUGCAUUUGAUACGCUACAGAAAUUGGCACACUGUUUCUCUCUUUGACAGAAAGUUCAAAUUAGUCUGUUCUGAACUUAAUGGGCGCUAUGUCAGCAAUGAAUUUAAAGUGGAGGUGAAUGUUAUCCACACAGCUAACCCAGUUGAACAUGCUAACCACAUAGCUGCACAACCACAGUUUGUUCAUCCAGUGCAUCAUACAUUCGUAGAUCUCUCUGGGCACAACUUAGCCAACCCUCAUCCAUUUUCAGUUGUUCCGAGUACAGCCACGGUGGUGAUUGUAGUUUGUGUCAGUUUCCUGGUUUUUAUGAUUAUUCUGGGAGUGUUCCGAAUCCGAGCCGCCCAUCAGAGGACAAUGCGUGACCAGGACACUGGGAAGGAGAAUGAGAUGGACUGGGAUGACUCUGCGCUGACCAUCACUGUGAACCCUAUGGAGACUUACGAGGAUCAACACAGCAGUGAAGAGGAGGAGGAGGAAGAGGAGGAAGAAAGUGAAGAGGGAGAAGAAGAUGAUAUCACCAGUGCAGAGUCUGAAAGCAGUGAGGAAGAGGAAGGAGAGCAGGAGGAGGACCAACAGAAUGUCAAUAGACAGCAACAGCUGGAAUGGGAUGACUCUACCCUCAGUUAUUGAUUCGAGCUGUUCCCUUUGUCUCUAUGUUUCGGCUCUAGAAGACUCCACUGUAAUCCACUCCAUUGUCCCCAAGGAUUCAUGGUGUACAAAAAAAAAAAAAAAAGGAAAAAAAAAGUCAUUCUGGCCAGUAGAUUCAACCAACACACAUCCCAGUGUUUGUGUUGUAUUGGCUAGUUCCUGAUGCUGUUCCUAGAAUUGUAGUUAGCACCUCUUUUCCCUCAGCCAUGCCUCAGUGACUGGAUUUUUUUACGCUAUGUGAGGAAUCACCUUGCACUUUUUUCUUCAUGUCAUCUCAGCUAAGUGACUCUACAGAUUUGUAGCCAUUGCACAUGAAUUUCUGAACUGUCUUUUUUUGCUCAGUGAAACAACUUUGGCUUUGUUCAUUUUACUCUUUCUGAAAGAUGCAAAGAUUGCUUGUUGACAAAGGGUAAAGUUACUCAUUUCAGCCUGUUGAUUUUUUUUAUUAUUAUUUUUUCCCAAAUUAGUGCAUGUGCAAAGUGGCAGAAUGAGGUUAAUAUGUAGAAGAUUAACAGACUUUUUAAUAUUUUGUAAAUAUAUUGGAAUUAUGUAAUUAUGUCAUUUGUGGUAGUGAAAACAGGAAUUGGGGUUUAAAACAUGCUAAAGUAAAAAAAAAAUCAUGAAGCAUGAAAUAAUA
Tinamus guttatus (white-throated tinamou) is the source of this 3523-nucleotide messenger RNA. The record is from RefSeq and is a predicted model, not a curated record. Lineage: Eukaryota; Metazoa; Chordata; Aves; Tinamiformes; Tinamidae.